AACCAGGAUCCAGGCUCUGGCGUUUAGAUCCGAGUCGAGAUGAAUCCAAAUCCUAAUGCCUCAAACGUAAAUCGAGCGGCAUACAGGCCGUUCUGCACCAAUCGCAUUUGCAAAAGAAUGACAUGCAUGAUGCUCAGCAGGUCUUGUGCCGAAGAGUAUGACUUGAAUACACCGUCUGCAAAGCUAAACCACCGGCGUUUUCGGGCCUUGCUUAAGAAGCUCAGGAGAAAAAAGAUUCGUCAGAAGGCUGCUCAGGAGAGGGACCGCCUCCUCCUAGUGGAAGAAAAGGUGCCCCUAUCGCCAUGUCAAGAAGAGCAGGAACAGGAAGAACAGGAGAAGCAACGGCAGCAUGAGCUGUGGCUGGAACGGGAGGCGGAGGCACAGCGUGAAUUCAAGCAGCGCUGCCGCCUGGAGGAGGAGCGUGAAACAGUGCUUGCGAACCGGGCUAAGGGAGCCAGAAAAGAGGAGAGCCUGGAGAAAGUGCUGGCACAGCUACCCGUGGCAUCCCCUUCUCUGCCACCGACACCUAGGGAGGAAAGCUGGCACAACCCACCGGCUCCCAGCACGUAUGCACCGGCUGAGCCAUGCCCCUUCUACCUCAAGACGGGUGCCUGCCGCUUCGGUGACUGGUGCUCCCGCGCACACCCACGUCCCGUUGUGAGCCGCACGUUGCUGCUGCGUGGCCUGUACAGCCACCUGUCCCUGGAACAGCACCAUGGCGAUGACAGCCUCGAGACAGACGAGCGUGAGCUGCAGGCACACUUUGAGGCCUUCUUCUGGGAUGUGCUUGAGGAACUACGUCGUGCUGGCACAGUCUGCCAACUGCGCGUGUGCCGAAACCUUGAGCCACAUCUACGCGGAAAUGUCUACGUCCAGUAUUCCAGUGAGGAGGAGGCUCAGCGGGCACUGACCAUGCUCAACGGUCGAUGGUACGCGGGACGCCCGGUCAGCUGUGAGUUCAGCCCUGUCGAUCGUUGGAAAACGGCUGUCUGCGGUUUAUUCUUCCGGCGUGCUUGUCCCAAGGGUCGUGGCUGCAACUUCCUACACGUUUUCCGCAACCCAACAGACGAAUGCUGGCACGAGAGCAGGUCUCCACCACCACAGCGCCAGCAUUCCCACAGCCCUGUGGCCAAGAGGAGAAGACAAUCCAGGUCGCCACACAGAUCACAUAACAGGUCACGUGCCUUGAGAUCUAGGUCAAAAUCCAAGGACCAAAAGAAACGGCGUCGCCACGAAUUGCGUUCCAGGUCAAGAAGCAGGUCAAGGAAAUCACUCACACAAUCUUCCAGGUCAAAGCAUCGUUAGUCAGCCAGAAGUGCAUAAGGUACAGUCACCAUCACACAUAGACUGAGCACACCUCAAGCGCCUUUUCAUUUCUCCUCUGAAGAGUGCUGGAUGUAUAAGGUUUCAGUGGCUUCAGUAUGUUCGCUUAAUGUGUUUGCCUUUGAGAGCAUUCAGUGUUUGUGUUACAAACCUGUGUUUGUUAAAAUUAAGUUGCUAUACAUGUGUCAUCAUUGUUAGAGUAAAGUUUGACGGUGACUGUGCAUACCAUUAAGAAAUUACUGAAACCGAGUACCUCUCCUUGUCAGAGUGAUCACAUUGAUACAAGAAAAAAAAAUACCCCGUACCAAAUGGUGUGCUGAUUUAUGCUUAGUUUUUUUCUAUAUUUAUUGUGAUGAUGACAAACAUUACCAACAGCAGCAGCAUCUGAAAGACGUCAAGUCAAUGCCAUUCAUAAUGUGCUUGAUUUUGUCAGAUUUGGGCAUGGAGGCAUUGAUGCACUUCAAAAGGUUGAGAACAUCCUCAAUAUAGCUUUGAACGACUUGCCUGGCUGCUGUGCCCACUUGUGCAAACACUGCUCGGCGCGCAACUAUCAUAUGGUGGGGUGCUCAAACACUUUUACAAGAGGAGCCUUGAAUGCAAACCAGGUUGGAAAAUCUGCCACGUGGUUUUUAAACCAGAGGUUAGCCUCAUUAGAAAGAUAGAUGAUAUUGUUGAGUUUAGUGGUGUCAUCCCAUCAGUUGUGGAUGCUUACCGUACUGUAAGACGAUAGCCAGUCCUCCGCAUCAUUGUCGUCGGCGCCGCUGAAGACCAUCGGAUACCUCUAGUAAGGCGCCCCAAAGCAGAUGACGGGCGGAGUGGGCGUGGAUGGCAGGGGCUGGUUGCAUUUUCAGGCAUACCACGCCAUAGCGAACAGGUGCAGAGUUCGAGGAUGAAAAUGAGGUUUAUUGUCUGGAACAGGCAACUAGAGCAGUUACGCCUGGCAGUGUCCUGAACCGUAACUUCAGUGUCGUCUUGUGUGAAGCAUUGACGAUGCUGCUGCUGUCAGUGGCAUUCGUGAUCUUCAGUUCAUGGUCUUCAUCUUCUUCAUCACAAUAUUUUUUAUACUCCUGUCAUACUGCAGAGCACAAGAAUAGAAUGAUACCUUAUAUACUGGUACAGAGCUCCGAUGAAAAAAAAAAAAAGAAGAAGAAGAAGACUAGGUAUAUGUGACCCCGCAUUAUGAUAGGAGCCUGCCCAGUUCAACCACAGCAGCGGAUGACUGCAAUAUCUGCAAGAGCUAGAGCUCCUGCAAUCUCUCUGCAUGCCAUCCCCUUCUUAUGGCACAUUCGACUGGUCACUGUUGAGUGCUCCAGAGCACUCUUGUGGUGCAGUUUGCGUUCAGCUGGUCAAAAUCAAGAGCUUGGAACACAAUCGCCUGGCUCAUUCAGGGCACUGUGCUUCAGCUCAGAGUGCUUGUUUUCAUUGCAGUGAGAGGCAAAAUUGGAACAAAUAGAGAGAGGGAGAUCAAAUUUGAUUUUAGAAAUGGCUUUUUGCCCAAGCUGUCGUCUCAAGAGGUAAAUAAAGAUUGCUUGAGUGGUAAGGGCUGGCUACGGCUGAUGGACGAUGCCAGGCUCCUUACACUGAAGUACAUGUAGGCUCAUAGCCGCGUGCUGAUCACUAUCUUAGCUGUCUGGCAAAUUUGCUUUCAGUGAAGCUUUUCAUUUAAAACUGAAUUCCGGAAAAAAAAUCCAGCAGAAUUUUUUCAUUAUUUUUUCACUUCAAUUUAAAACACUGACUUCUACUCGUGAGUCAUAACCCACUGUGCACUUCUGCAACCUUAAACCACAAUAUUCAAAGAAAUGGUUCAUGAAUAUUGGAAAUUUCUAAUAUGAAUUGAAUAGUCUUGGCUAUUUUGUUCAAUAAUGAACUAUUCGAAAUCGUCAAAUAACAGGCAUUUGAACCUCGGGGCAGGAAUACUAAUGCAACUUGGGUACUAGGCGCAAAAACACACACAAUUGUGAUCAACUCGCCAAACAAGACGUCCUUUUAUACUAAUGCAAGUGGAGACUAUUCUUUUACCAGUCUAAUUUAUGUUGCACAAAGCUCAAUGCCCUAAUAAAAGCGAGAUGGUACCCCUGUUUGAAGUUAAUCUACCUCGGUGCAGCUGGCCUGGUGCUAUGGCAUGCCCUGCUUACUUGUUCUGCAACAUUGUUGACAGGUCUCCCAUUGCAUAUGGGGUGUAGACUGCUCAUAUAUCUCCGACACAACAACCAACAAGAAUGGCCCAACCUUGGCAGUGCCAUGUGUUAGCCCACAGUGCAUUCCAAAGAACAAUGUCCAACUCAACUAGUAUCUGAACCAACAAGAACUUGACAAAUGUUAGACUUAAUAUUAUGCUCUUAUCCUGACCUCAUUAUGGAUGUUUCAUGCAUACCUAGUGUAAGCGACCAUCUAGCUCUUUCAUUUAAUGUUGUCUCCUCUGUUAAAGCCAACCGCAAAGACAAAAAAUCUAAUAUAUUGUUACGCAUGAGGAAAACUAAGACUGGUGAAUGUGCUUAUGGUCCCGAGUGGGGGAAAGAAGAAAAGAACGACGCUGAGUUCAUCAACUAGCUGGUUGAUGAACUCAGCGUUGAUGAACUCAACAAUUUCACGCAGGCGACAUGGACCACUUGGGUCUUGGCAGCUCUGCUACCACUCACCGUGAGGCGAGCUACGUUAUAGGUGACUUCCUUGAGUCUGUUAAUAAUAACAAAUGGUCCAUCAUAGGUGGCCAAAAGCUUUUGGCAUAACCCGCAUUUCCGUACUGGAGUCUGCAGCCAGACUAAAUCACCAAGGCAAAAGGUUACCGGAUAGUGGCAAAUGUCGUAGCGUGCUUUUGAUCUGUCCCUCGAUGCCAAAGUACACAAAUGAGCAAUACGACGAGCUUCUUUGGCAAGGCAGAGAGUCUCAGUGACAGUGGAUUUUCGUGGCUACAGAAAGAGAAAACGGUGUUGAUAUUGUACCGGGGUGGCUGUGCGUACAACAGAAAGAAAGGGCUAUAGCCGGUAGUCUUGUGCUUGGCAGUGUUGAAAGCGUCUGUGAUAAAAGGCAGUAAGUCAUCCCAGUUCUUGUGGUCGGAUGAAACAUACAUAGAUAGCAUCUUUACAAUUGUUCAGUUGGUGUGCUCCGUAAACCCAUUCGUUUGUGGAUGGUAUGGUGUCGAGUGACGCAAGUGGGAUUCACACGAAUGAAGCAGCUCCUCUACGACAUCUGCUGUGAAUUGUUGUCCACAGUCACACGAGGCGGACCAUGUCACAGGAUGACAUAUUGCAGCAGGAAUGUUGAAACGUCAGUGGCAGUUGCGGAGGGCACGGCCGCCGUCUCGCAGUAGUGUGUGAGGUAGUCGACACAAGCAACUAUCCAAUGAUGUCCCUUGACUGAUUAGGGAAAAGGGCCCACGAAGUCAAUGCCCACUUGUUGAAAGGCUUGCUUGGAGGCGGUAUCGGCUGCAGGAGGCCAGCUGGAGCAGUAGAAGAGCGUUUGUGGCGCUGACACUGCAUGCCGCUGGCCAAAUACGUCUCAACAGACUGUCGCAUUGCAGGCUAAUAAAAGCAUUCCUGAAUCUGGUAGAGCGUCCUCGCCGAACCUAAAUGGCCAGAUGCAGGGUCGUUGUGCAUAACACUCAGAUUCGCUGCGCGAAGGCUCUUCGGUACUACUUGGAGAAAACGUGCGCCAGUGCUGGAAAAGUUCUUAUACAGGAGCCCAUCACGUACACAGAAAUGGUUUGUUGUCGUUGAGGUGGUUGUAGCGGUGAAGAGCGGUGUUAAUUUAGCGUCGUUUCGCUGUUCGGCUUUGAAACAGUUGAAGUCUGGAAAACGUGGAGACACAGAAGCCAUGAGGUGAUCGAAGUCAUCGGUGUCACAGUCCUGUAGUGCUAAGUGGCAUACGCGAGAGGCAGUCCGCAUCAGUGUGUCGUCGACCGCUCUUAUAAGAGACAGUGAAGCGCGCAAGGGGGCCAUAAGAGUCACGAAGAUUCACAAGCCAACACAAUGAGUGGUGGUCGGUGACCGCUGUAAAGGGGUAUCCAUACAGGUAAGAACAAAACCACUGAACCGCAAAUAUUACCGCGAGGCAUUCUUCUUCCGUGACAGUGUAAUUCUGCUUGGGCCUACUUGAUGAAUGACUUGCAUUUGCGAUCGCAUGUUUGUGGUCACCGUAGCGUUGAACUAGGACGACACCAAUACCUGUGCCACUGGCAUCCAUAUGGAGUUCCGUCAGAGCUGAAGGACUGAAGUGUUGAAGAACCAGUCGUGAUGUCAGCAGAAACUUCAACUGACGAAAAGAAGAGUUGCACUCCGAAGUCCACUCAAAGGGGGUGUCCUUUCGUAGCAGGCAUGUCAGCAGAUACGCGACAUCGGUGAAUUAAUUAAUAAAGCGGCGGAAAUAGGAAGAAAGCCCCAGAAAACUGUGCAGCUCCUUUACAGAGCGCAGUGAACUGAACACUUCAAUGGCUGCUGUUUUCUGGGGAUCAGGGCGGAUGCCAUUCUUAUCGACGAGGUGCUCAAGCACAAGGGUUUGGCGGGCCUCCGAAGUGGCAUUUCUUGGAGUUUAAAACUAGGCCAGCGUUUCUGAUGCAGUUCAGGACAAUAUCCAGACGCGAGUUGUGUUCACUGAAGGUGCGGCCAAAGAUGACGCCGUUGAGGUAGCACAUGCAGAUGUUCCACUUCAAGCCACGCAGAAUAGUGUCCAUAAAUAUCUCAAGAGUUGCCAGAGCAUUGCACAGUCCAAAUGGCAUCACAUUAAAUUCGAAGAGCCCAUCAGGGGUUACAAAGGCAGUCUUCUCCUUGUCCUCGGGAGGCAUCGGAAUGCGCCAAUAGGCGGAUCAUAAAUCUACUGAGGAAAAGUAAGAGGCGGAAUGAAGGCAGUCUAUAGCAUUAUCAAUAGGUGGGAGUGGGUGCACGUCCUUUUUUGUUACUGUAUUCAAAUGGCAGUAGUCGACGCAAUAUCUCCAUGAUCCAUCUUUUUUUUUAACAAGAAUCACUAGAGCUGCCUACAGACUCGCUGACUCUUGUACAACUCCCUUUUUCAUCAUUUCGUGCAUUUGUUCGUUGAUAAUCUGGCACUCUGAUGGUGAAACGCGAUAUGGCUUUUGCAUAAUCCGAUUUGCCGAACUCGUGUUGAUGGUAUGGCGUGUUGGAAAUGCGGAGAUUGCAGGUAUUUUGUCCUGCGCAAAGUCAAACACCGAAACAUACUUUGAAAGCAUACCCACUAACGUUCGGCCACACCCACUAAUGUUUGCUGUUCACUCAUGCUGAGCGAUUUAUUUACUAUUGACAAAAGGGCUGUUUAUGAACUGUGGCCAUCAGGUUCUUCCGGCACAUCUGUAGGUUCAGCCACAGAUAAAGACGCGUGUUCCCUAGCGAAGGCUAAUUUCAUACCGUCUGGCAGUAUAAUGGGCUCCUUAGAACAGUUUAAAGUCCAUAAGCCAGUGCGUCCACCUUUGAUCGACACCACACAAUGUGGCACCAACACAUUCUUCUUCACACAGUUAAUGUGCAUCGGUUCUACGGUAGCAUCGAAGCUGUCGGAAUCGGCACCGCAGCAGACAAUGGGAACACAAACGGUAGAUGAUUCAGGUACGACUGUAUCACCACAAACACACAGUGUAGUUUCGCGAUCUACAGGGUUCUCCAGGAGUCCUGACGGAAUCCUACCUUGCCUGUGCGGCAGUCGACAGUAGCACCACACUGCCGCAAGAAGUCCAUACCGAGAAUAACAUCAUGGGUCGACCGAGGAAUAAUUACAAACUCUGUUGUAAUAACAUGGCCUCCCAAAAACACGUCAGCACUACACACCUCAAUAGGUCCCAAUGGCUCGCCACUCACUCCACAGAACUUCGAAUCUUCGUCCCAAUUAAACAAAACCUUUCACCCUAACACGUGUUUAAAAGAGACACUCAUGACCGAAAUUGUUGUGCCUGUGUCCACCAGAGCCAUCACAUGCACAUUAUCUACAAGAAUGCACACUUUGUUUGUAAGCAUCAACACAGGAGGUAUUUCUGUCAGUAGCAUUUCUCCAUCAACCUCACUUCCAUCGGCUGUGCUAGCUAGUUUUUCGGUAACGAAGGGGACGUGGUGCGACGCAGCGGUGAGGGAAAACGGGGAGCGCAACAUCCUGGUGGGGGUGUCAAACUUCUGUCAGAUGCUGGGGAGUGAUUCCAGGAGCUGCUCAGCCAAUACUCGUCGCCAGAUGAUACAUGUGCUGGCCACGGGUAACCGUGUGGCCAUUCGGAGGGUCGAGAAAACUCUGAGGGCUUGCCAUACCACGUGGUCAUACGCUGGUUGCAAAACCCCAAUAUAUGACCCGGGACACCGCAGGAGUAACACUACGGGAGAGGUCGAACCCUUGGUUCUUCGUUGAUGAACCGGAUAUUAUCAUUUUCCCUCAUGUAGUGGGUUGGUUUGCGGGCUUUCGUUUACGGAUGAAGUGCCACAGCGUAACACCGUGCAGUUUUUAGAUUUAAGAUUAACCUUUCAUGACGGGCAAGCUUGUUGGCAGUAUUUCCCAUGUGCCGAGAAAGGGUUGCUGCCGUAUAAUUCAUGUCAUUCCAAAAUUGUCAAGCGUGGAAUUGCUAUGCUCUUCUUGGAGUCUGCCUUCAGAAAAUCGUGUACAAACACGACGCAGGCCUCAUUCAAUAAAUCAGAUUAAGCGACUUAAAGCAGCAUGUUUCCCUGACUCGGUGACCUCGGUCACCGAAAGCCCGUUACGGAAGGUUCAAAUUCAAAUUCUUUUAUUUUUUCCAUGAAAAUACAAUAAAAGUUAAAGGUACCAGGGAGGAAGAGAGUGCCAGAACCGUAAGACCUGCAGUGAUUUCUUAUGUUCAUAAGGUCUCCCAUAACCUCAAGAAGGUGGCAGGACGGUAUGGUGUACCCAUUGCCUUUUCUGCCCCCGUCAAACUGGCUCGACUCUGUUCGAGAACCACUCGCGAGGAGACCAGUUUGCAAGGCUGUGGCAAGAAACAUGGCACGUCCUACGGGAGAUGCACUACGGGCGUGGUGUAUGAAAUUCCCCUUGAGUGCGGCAAGUCCUACAUAGGACAGACUGGAUGCUGCAUAAAUGAACGAGCCAGGGAACGCAAACUAAAUCUAGUGAAAGAUGGCGUGGCACAUUUGCCAGCGCACUGCAAGGCCUGCAUGUGCAAACCACAUUAUUCUGAGAUUAGGAUUCUUGGCAGAAUUAUAAAUCAAACAGCAUGUGAGCUAAUGGAAGCUUAUUAUAUAAAAAAUAAAAGUUCAAAUUGCAUUAGUGAUACAUCUAUUAUGCUCUACGAAUCGGAAACAAUAUUGUUUGACCGCUCGGUAGCGUAGAUUUGUGAACAGCCUGCGCAUGCGUGUAUGUGUAUAUAUAUUCAUGGGUCACAGCCCAAAUUAAACCAGUUGGAAGUGCCGCACGUGUCUUCCUUUUGGGUGUGUUUUAACUUGAGGCAAAAAACAUGUCUUUUAGCAAGCACCAACUAGGCCAACAAGGCAAACUUCAAUGACAUAAACAUUGAACCACCUAUCUAACUUCUUUGACCUUCUUAAGAAACUUUGAUGAUUGCACGGUAGACAAUAACUGGAUCAUAUUUAGAAACAAAAUACAUGAACUCACUGAUAAGUUUAUUCUGUGGCAUACAAUAUCAUCAAUUUCUAAGGUGCCUUGGUUUAAUUCCCACCUAAAGAAGCUUUGCAUUCGGAAAAAGCUCCUGUACUGCCUCACAAAAGGAUGUACUUUGGUAUUUAGGUAGGAUGCUCUCCAGAACGCGAACAAAGCUUACAUGGCAGCUAAAAAACGUGCUGAAAGUCUAUUUCAAGAACGCACUUUGCCUACAAUACUUACAAAUGAUCCAAAAUUGUUUUGGCACAUUAUUAACCCUUCCAAAGGUAACACAGUAGCCCUAACUGAUUGUAGUGGAUCAACAAUACCCUACGCUGAAUGUCCCCGAAUCCUGAACUAAUAGUAAUUUCAUUCUAUGUCCUGAUCCUGUGCUUCCAACCCUAGAGAGUUACAAUUACCUGGCUAUGAAUAUUGUCAUUGAGCCACUAGGGGUAGGAAAUUUAAUGAAAAAUCUCAAGGUAUUGUCGAGCCCUGGCACAGACCUCGUUGAUGCAAAGUUUUUGAAAAACACUGCUGCUUACUCAUCUUUAAUACUUCCAAAAAUAUUUUAGCAAUCUUUGGACACCCAUCAGCUCCCUGGAGACUGGAAAAUUGGGAAGGUAGGUCCACUUUAUAAGUCCGGUAACAAAAGCUCACCUCAUAACUACCGCCCAAUUUCCCUCACUAGCAUUCCUUGCAAAGUACUUGAACAUAUCUUGUUUUCACAUUUAGGUAAGCACUUAGGUGAUAACUCAAUCUUCACAUGCCCACAGCAUGGUUCUCGCAAAAGUUUGUCCUGUGAAUCACAACGGCUGUUGUUCACUCUCAAUCUUCAUCUUACUCUCGAUAAAAGUUCAUGCGCAGACUGUUUUCUUUGCAAAGGCUUCUGAGAAGGUGUGUCACAAAGUACUCAUUUUUAAGCCUAGUAAACUGAAUCUUGAUCCUAAUGUGUUUGCAUGGCUAGAGCACUUUCUUCUUAGUCGAUCACCGUGCAUAGCAUUCCAUUUAGCCCUGUUGAAUCUGGCAUUCCUCAAGGAUCAGCCCUCUCCUCUGUCUAACUUAUAUUGACAACUUACCCAAUGAAAUUUCUUAUAACACUUUUCUGUUUGCCAAUGAUUGCAUUAUUGUUCGUGAAAUUUUUGACAUUGCUGACACUAACAUCCUGCAAAACGACAUAAAUGCUGUCUGUUAAUGCAACUAAACCCAUGUACAGUCGGGUACAACUUUAGAUAAAAAGGAGGCCCCGUCCAGAUGACCGAAGCAUGACGGACGAUUGCCUCCGCAACUAAAAUAGUCCCGCUCAAACAAAAAACCCUGCUUCUAAAACACGCAAUUCUCGGUAUAAAUAAAGAUUUUUGUAUUUUGAUGA
Molecule: messenger RNA, 10246 nt
Organism: Dermacentor andersoni
Lineage: Eukaryota; Metazoa; Arthropoda; Arachnida; Ixodida; Ixodidae
Product: U2 small nuclear ribonucleoprotein auxiliary factor 35 kDa subunit-related protein 1-like
Biological process (GO): mRNA splicing, via spliceosome
Cellular component (GO): U2AF complex
Molecular function (GO): RNA binding; metal ion binding
Source: RefSeq, a predicted model, not a curated record